This is a messenger RNA of Cladocopium goreaui, 1483 nucleotides long. Lineage: Eukaryota; Dinophyceae; Suessiales; Symbiodiniaceae. The record is from the annotation of a GenBank genome assembly.
GGCAGUGGCACAAGCUUUGGCGAUACUUUGAAGGCAGUGGCACAAGCUUUGGCGAUACUUUGAAGGCAGUGGCACAAGCUUUGGCGAUACUUUGAAGGUCAUGCCUCCCAAGAAAAAACUUCGUUACCAAAACGCUUGGGAACGCUUUGUGGAAGCCCAGUCGACGUUGCAGAUGCCGUCCAUUUUGAAAUACGAGGCUAUGCAGGAAUUACCUCAGACUUUGCUGUCAAGAGUACCCUGCACAGAUGCCGGACGAUGGUUCUUUUUGUGCUCAGAUGCAGCUACUGACGAGGUCUUGGAAGCUAUGGCCGUGUAUGUUGUGGCGCGAGAAGCCAUCAGGAAUUACGGGCAUGAGCGUUGUGAGCCAGUCUUCACGAAGCUCAAGGAGACAUAUCAAGGAACUACGUGGGCACGUGUGCUGACUGCCCCGGCCUUGCUGGGCCAUGUCCGACAACUUCGGCUUACCAAUGUCAACAAUUUUUGGGACAGGGGCUCCUUUCGUAUGAGAUUUAUCGCUGCAGCUCUGUUGCACGUUGCAGUCCGAGAUCCUCAGGCCCCAUUGUAUGGGGGAGCCCUCAGUCUGGCUACGAUGUUCUCCGUGAUCACCGGGGGCCCUGCCAUGUGCACUUGGUUUCAACAACAAUUGCAAGCUCUUGGGCCUUCUACCUCACCAGCUUGGUGCAAACAAAUGUUCGAGAAAACUGACGAUCCGAUGGUUUGGGGAAAGACAGCUGGUCGCCCUCGAAAUUUUGCUCAGGCUGCAGAUCAUAUACCUGACCACGAUACUGAUGAUGCUCAAGCAGAGCAGCUUCAUUUGCAGGCUGAAGCUGCAGACCAUUCAGAUGAUGACGAUGCUACUCCUUCGACUUUGGUUUUGGCGAAACAUUGUCCGAGAGCAAUGUGGGAUGAGAUUUAUGCUUGGGGUUGCAAAGCUUUCGACUAUGCAGAAACUGUUGCUUGGGGGCAUUGCACACAUGGCGGCUUUCGUCCCUUCAAUCCUCUUGGUGUUGCCACAGCACGCAAAGCUUGGAAGGACGCGCAUCAAAAUGCCAGGAGGAAGUGGUGCCGCGGAAAUUUUCACCACGCGACGAUCCUCUUUCCACUUGACGGCUUGGGUACAAAGGUGCUGGGCGACCGCAUUGCUGAACUACUUGAACUCAAUCAGAUGAUGACCCCGGAGACUUUUGUGUCCCGCUUUUUCCCGGUUCUAAUUGUCCCAAGAGUUGGCGGUACGGCGAAGAUGAUCAGCUGCCUCCACCAUCGCAGCAUGAUUCUGGGCAGUGAUUUGGCGCCGGUGAAGCAUCCAGUGCAAUAUGUGCACGCAAUUGAACGGAAAUUGACAAAGCAUUACCGCAAAGUUGCACGAGCCGUUCGAGAGACCGAGGUUCCUUUGAGUUGGCCGGUGGUAGAGAACGUCUUAUGCUGCUUUUCGAAAGUUUGGGAGCGCAACCUCGAUGUUGGAUCACAUGCCACAUAUUGAAUC